CAAGCACCAGUCUACAAGUACAAUUUUAUUGUAUUGCGACUCUGUCCUCCUGGAGCAUAUGAAAAUGUGGUCAAUUCAGAUGCUCCUUUUCAGCUUUGCUUUGUUCAUGCAGUUCCAGUUCUCUUCAGCACAAAUCCUGUUUGGAAAUUGCACCACGAACGCUGAGUGUCCACCAUACUCAGAAUGUGUCGAUGGCCAAUGUGAGUGUGAAGAAGGCUACUUUCCCCAGGACGCUCCAGCUGAUAUUGAGGGACUUCCUCUAACCCUUUGUAUUGCGUCUAAGUGUGACCCGCUGGAUGAAAAUGCCUGUAAUGGCGAUGGGUACUGUGUAGUUGGUGCGGGGAGAAUCUACUGUGUUUGUGACCCAGGAUAUACGGGAGUCGAAUGCGAAACUAAAACCUCAACUAUGAUGACUACAAGUACAACUACAACUAGCACUACCACGAGAAAAGUUAACAUUCUUCCGGCAGUUCUGGGUGGUGGUGCUGGCCUUAUCACUCUUGCUGCAAUAGCAGCUGCGCUCGCUUCAUCCAGCGGAUAGGUGUUUCCCGAAGCUCUGUUGUAUCAAACUCAAUAAAUGAUGCGGAGUAUCUGGAUAGUAUCUGUCAGUUUAUAUAAAUAAAAAAUGAACAGCA
This is a messenger RNA of Saccostrea echinata, 635 nucleotides long. Its product is annotated as tenascin-like. NCBI's taxonomy places the organism in Eukaryota, Metazoa, Mollusca, Bivalvia, Ostreida, Ostreidae. The record is from RefSeq and is a predicted model, not a curated record. The transcript is spliced from 3 exons. The coding region runs from base 59 to 541 and encodes 160 amino acids.